Thlaspi arvense is the source of this 894-nucleotide messenger RNA. Lineage: Eukaryota; Viridiplantae; Streptophyta; Magnoliopsida; Brassicales; Brassicaceae. The record is from the annotation of a GenBank genome assembly.
AUGUUGCCUGAAGACCUGAGGAAACGUAUCAGAAGAUAUGAACAAUAUAGAUGGCAAGAGACUAGAGGAGUCGAAGAAGAUACCCUUCUUCGUAACCUCCCUAAAGACCUCAGAAGAGACAUCAAACGCCAUCUCUGCCUAGAUCUCCUCAAGAAAGUACCUAUGUUUGAGAUAAUGGAUGAGCAAUUACUUGACGCUGUUUGCGAUAGGCUAAAACCGGUUCUCUACACGGAGAACAGCUACGUGAUCCGUGAAGGAGAUCCGGUUGGAGAAAUGCUGUUUGUGAUGAGAGGAAAGCUUAUAAGUGCCACCACUAAUGGAGGAAGAACUGGCUUCUUUAAUGCCGUGUACCUUAAGGCAAGCGAUUUCUGUGGAGAAGAUCUUCUCACGUGGGCAUUAGAUCCUCAAUCUUCGUCUCACUUUCCCAUCUCCACGAGAACAGUCCAAGCUCUAACCGAAGUCGAAGCCUUUGCUCUUGCAGCAGAGGAUCUCAAGUCUGUCGCUUCACAGUUCAGACGCCUCCAUAGCAAGCAACUCCAACAUACAUUCAAGUUUUAUUCGGUGCAAUGGAGAACAUGGGGCGCAUCUUUCAUACAGGCGGCGUGGCGGAGGCACUGUCGGAGGAAGUUAGCCAAGUCAUUACGCGAUGAAGAAGACCGGCUCCGAGACGCGCUCGCUAAUCAAGACAGAGAACGCCAACGCAAACGCGAUGAAGCAGCUGCUUCUUCGUCGUUGAGCCUCGGAGCCACGCUUUACGCGUCGCGUUUCGCCUCAAACGUGCUUCACAGUCUGAGGCACAAUAUCUCCAACCUCCCUCCUCGGUACACUCUUCCUUUGUUACCUCAGAAACCAACCGAGCCUGACUUCACCGUCGAUCAUACAAGUGACCCUUAG